Cannabis sativa is the source of this 3213-nucleotide messenger RNA. RefSeq lists its product as uncharacterized. The record is from RefSeq and is a predicted model, not a curated record. The transcript is spliced from 4 exons. Lineage: Eukaryota; Viridiplantae; Streptophyta; Magnoliopsida; Rosales; Cannabaceae. Gene Ontology annotation, molecular function: catalytic activity. The coding region runs from base 1 to 3213 and encodes 1070 amino acids.
AUGAAUGAUCAUGAGAAUGUGGUGAUCGAAGAGGAGGAUGACAGACUGGUUUUAGAAGAUGAUGAUGGUGAUUUAUCGGAGAUUGACGAUCGAUGGUGCUUGGUGGGUCGUUUUCUUACUAGACGCAAUAUAGAUUGUCAAGCCAUGCAACACAAAAUGGCUUCCCUGUGGCAACUUAAUCGAGGUUUGUACGUUACAGAACUUGAUCCGAAUCAUUUUCUAUUUCAAUUUUAUCAUGAGAUUGAUAUUACAAGAGUUAUUGAUGGUAGUCCGUGGACAUUUGAUCGUGUCCCUUUGAUUUUUGAGCGAGUGAAACCGGGUGAAAAUCCCAGACAAAUGAACCUUAAUCGGUUGGAUGUCUGGAUACAGUGCCAUGAGAUGAAGACAGGUUUUAUGUCUGAGAGUACACUGAGGCAUAUGGCGAAUUAUAUUGGAACUUUCGUGAAAUCGGAUCCUAAUAAUUUCACAGGAGUUUGGAGAGACUAUCUUAGAGUUCGUACCACUAUCAAUGUGGAAAAGCCACUGAAGAAGAAAAUGACACUAGAAAGGAAGAAUGGGCAAACGUGCACAGUCCAAUUCAAAUAUGAGGACUUACCCACUUUUUGUUUUAUUUGUGGCGGCGCCACGGAGAAGACAACAUACUAUCGAUUCGCCAUGGCUCCAAUAAGGUGCAAGCUACAAGGCCCCCGUGACUGGCGGGCUGGAGCAUCAAAGAAAGAUCCUAAGGCUAAGGAAAAGUCAACUCAAGGUGGGAAUGAGGUGGCAUCUGAGGAUAGUUUUAAUAUUAAUGCUUUAUUGGUGUUAGAAAAUAAAAGAAGGAGAACUGAUGUGGAAGAAGGGUUAGAUAGAGUUGAUUGGGUAGGACGUGCAUUGGGUUUUGAAGGAAUUUUUGUUGUGGAAGCUCAUGGGCUUAGUGGCGGUUUGGCCUUUCUUUGGAAAAAUAAAGAUGAGGGGUCUUUGUUGGGAUUUUUCCAAAACCAUAUUGACAUGAAAAUAGCUACACUUGAUGGAAAUUGGUGGAGAAUCACGGGGGUUUAUGGGGAACCAAACCGAGCCCAAAGAGAUCAAACAUGGACCCUUUUGAAGACUUUGGCAAGGAACUCGACCCUUCCAUGGUGUGUAAUCGGGGAUCUAAAUAAUAUACUCAGUCAGGAGGACAAAAAAGGGGGACGCCCGUACCCUCAAUGGUUGCUACAGGGGUUUCAAAGUUGUUUGGACGAGUGCAGCUUGGAAGAUUUGGAUCUUUUGGGUUAUCCGUUCACUUGGGAAAGAGGUAGAGGUACUGGUGAGUGGGUCGAAGUGCGUUUAGAUCGAGCCAUGAUCACUAAUUCUUGGCGUAUUCUGCUUCCCGAAGCAACUUUAACCAAUUCGGAAGCCUCAACAUCGGAUCACUGCCCACUGUUUUUAGAGCCGAUUGUGAGGACUUCAUUUCGUACUCCUCGUCGUUUUCGUUUUGAGAAUGCUUGGCUUUCUGAACCUAUGUGUUAUCAGCUUGUUAAGGAUUGUUGGGAGACUCAAUCGAAUGCUAGUACAUCGGGUAAGAUUAGUUUGUGUGCGGAUGGUCUAGCUCGGUGGGGGAAGGAGAUAACGGGGGACUUCAAGUCUCGAAUUCAACAAUGCAAAACCACCAUGUCUAUUUUGAAGCCUAAGAUGGAUGAUGUUUCGGUUCAACAAUAUACUGAAGCUAGAAACCGAUUAUUUGAAAUUCUUGAGCAGCGGGAGACGUUCUGGAAGCAAAGGGCCAAACAAUUUUGGUUAAAAGGUGGUGACAAAAAUAGUAAGUAUUUUCAUAAAACAGCUAGUAGCCGUAAACAACACAAUACUAUCUUGCAACUUAAAGAUGAUCAUGGAAAUUGGGUUGAUUGGAACAAUGGUCUAGCUAAUGUGAUAAAUUCUUAUUUCAACUCUAUUUUUUCCACUGGUAACACUCACUGCCAGGAGGUAAUUGAUAGUGUCUCGGUUAUUGUCCCAAUUUUUGCAAAUGAAGAGCUAUCCAAGUCAGUUUCGGAAGAGGAGGUAAGGAAGGCAAUUUUUCAAAUGCAUCCGGAUAAAAGUCCAGGUCCUGAUGGAAUGACCCAGGCUUUUUAUCAAAGAUGUUGGCAAAUUGUUAAAGGAGAUGUUACUCAAAUGGUUCAGCAUUUUUUUCAGAAUGGUGUUCUUGAGGAUGAAUGUGGGGAAGCCAAUAUUGUCCUAAUCCCAAAGAAGAAAAACCCACAACAUAUGCGAGAUCUACGCCCGAUAGCUCUGUGUAAUGUCUUAUACAAAGUGAUAACUAAAGUUAUGACCAACCGUAUGAAGCUGUUCAUGGAUGCUAUUAUUGCUGAUUCUCAAAGUGCUUUUGUGUUGGGGCGUUUAAUAUCUGAUAAUGUGCUGGUGUCUUUUGAGGUCCUUCACUACUUAAAACGGCAGAGGAAAGGGAAAACGGGUUUCAUGGCGCUCAAACUGGACAUGAGUAAGGUGUAUGAUAGGAUUGAAUGGCCCUUUCUUGAAGCUAUGUUAAGGAAAAUGGGCUUUGUGGAAAAUUGGAUUCACUUAAUCAUGACUUGUGUUUCGACAGCCAAGUACAAAAUAAUCCAUGAUGCCUAUGAGUUUGGUCCGAUUUAUCCUUCUAGAGGCAUAAGGCAAGGGGAUCCUCUAUCUCUUUAUCUGUUUAUUAUCUGUGCAGAGGGUUUAUCAUCUUUACUUUACAAGUAUGAAAGAAAUGGGUGGAUUCAUGGUUGUAAAGUUGCAAAUGGUGCACCAAGAAUAUCGCAUAUGCUCUUCGCGGAUGAUAGCUACCUUUAUUAUAAAGCAACACUCCAAGAAGCACAAAGAAUUCAAGAGUUAGUUCAUAAAUUUGAGUGUGCCUCGGGUCAACAAGUAAACUUUACAAAAUCCUCUAUUUUCUUCAGCAUCAAUACUGACCUUGUUAUCCAAACGCAGAUUUGUAAUUACCUCCAUAUGGUUGUGGCCGAAGAAGGUAGUUUCUCUUUGGGGUUACCAAGUACAAUGAACAGAAAUAAAACUUCAGUGUUGGGGUUCUUAAGAGAUAAGGUGAAGAAAAGACUGCAAAGUUGGGAAGGAAAGUUUCUUUCUAAAGGAGGAAAAGAGGUUCUUAUAAAAUUAGUCGUUCAAGCGCUUCCUAGUUACGCUAUGAAUGUGUUUUUAUUGCCUCUUGAGAUCAUUAAUGAUAUUGAAAGAGCAAUGUGUAAGUUUUUGUGGAAAACCUCAUAA